AGGCCGGAGCGGGCCGUCCCGGGGCGGGAUCUGAGAUUCGGAGCGGGAUUCCGAGCGGCACCUGGCGCAGUAUCUCGGAUCCGGAGCGGGAUCCGGAGCAGGCCUCGGCGCAGGAGCCAUGGCGUCGUCCGGGCCGGGGCGGCCACUGAUGCUGCUCGUGCUGCUGGCGGGAGCGGCGCAGGCCGGCCUCCCUUUCCGCCGGGGCUGCUACCUGCUCCCACCGGGGGACCAGCUGCUGCAGCUGGGACACAGGACAUACCCGCGGCCUCACGAGUACCUGUCCACAUCGCAUCUGCCCAAGAGCUGGGACUGGCGCAAUGUGAACGGUGUCAACUAUGUCAGCAUCACCAGGAACCAGCACAUCCCUCAGUACUGUGGCUCCUGCUGGGCCCAUGCCAGCACCAGUGCCAUGGCAGAUCGCAUCAACAUCAAGAGGAAGGGUGCGUGGCCCUCCACCCUGCUGUCGGUUCAGCACGUCCUUGACUGUGGCGACGCCGGCUCCUGCGAGGGCGGAAACGACCUGCCAGUGUGGGCGUAUGCCCACCGACACGGCAUCCCAGACGAGACCUGCAACAACUACCAGGCCAAGGACCAGGAGUGUAACAAGUUUAACCAAUGCGGGACAUGCACUGAAUUCAAAGAAUGCCAUGCCAUCCAGAACUACACCCUCUGGAAAGUGGGCGACUACGGCUCCCUCUCUGGGCGGGAGAAGAUGAUGGCUGAAAUCUAUGCAAACGGACCCAUCAGCUGUGGCAUAAUGGCCACAGAGAAGAUGGUCAGGUACACCGGGGGCAUCUAUGCUGAGUACCAAGAGAACCCUGAAAUAAACCAUGUCGUUUCCGUGGCUGGAUGGGGUAUCAGCAAUGGGACUGAAUACUGGAUUGUCCGGAAUUCAUGGGGUGAACCAUGGGGUGAGAGAGGCUGGAUGAAGAUAGUGACCAGCACCUACAAGGGAGGGCAGGGCGCCAGUUACAACCUUGCUAUCGAGAACUCUUGUACAUUCGGGGAUCCCAUUGUUUAAGGUGACGUCCCUGGAAAAGCAGUGUUUUCAGAAAUGGUAUCAUGAACCACGACCAGAGGGGAUCCUAUCGCACCAGGCUGACUGAAAGAAACUGAGGCUGAACGUCAAUACUGAACAGCUGGGAAGGUUCUGGAUACCUGGAAGGGGCACCUGCCAACGUGAGGAUGAGGGUCCUGGCUGAAAGAGCAUUCCUGAAAAGAGCUGAAGUGGGAGGCCUUGAACACUAUACAGCGACUGUUGCCGGCCACCUAGUGAGGAAGUGAUCCACAGGACAAGAAAUCUCAGACCUCAGCGUAAAAGAGUUCAAAUGUAGCACCAGUUCUUAUGUCUUUGGAAUCAGUGGGGGAGGGGGGACUGUCAACGUGAUGAAUAAAAGACCCAGCUUCACACUG
Molecule: messenger RNA, 1413 nt
Organism: Otolemur garnettii (small-eared galago)
Lineage: Eukaryota; Metazoa; Chordata; Mammalia; Primates; Galagidae
Gene: CTSZ
Product: cathepsin Z
Exons: 6
Coding region: 119-1021 (300 amino acids)
Cellular component (GO): lysosome
Molecular function (GO): cysteine-type endopeptidase activity
Source: RefSeq, a predicted model, not a curated record